AUGGCGACAGCAGGCUGGUGCCAGCUGGGAGCCUUGCCGACCCUGCCCUGGGGUCUGACAGUGUCAAUAAAGUGCUGUCCAGUCACCUCUUCAGCCUGCCAGGAGCCUGAGGACUGGUGGGAGGGCCCUGCAGCUGCCUUACCUUGCUGGAGUGACUACCUGAUUAUCAAAACUGUACCAGUCCCUGGUACUCCCAGACCUGCAGCUGUGGCCCCAGGCAGGUGUUUGAGGCCCUGCACCGCCCAGGGCUGCACCCUGGGCCUCAUCAGCAGCCUGCCGGACUGUGGUGGCCUUGUGGGUAGUGUGGGCUAUGUUGGUGGUGUCCUCCCUCUACCAGUGGGGCUGAUGGGCCCUGUGCCUGAGGCAAUACUGGGUGAGCUCUCAGCUGGGGGACAGGUGUGGGGUCGACUCCCCGAUGCUGCAUAUGGACCUGUGCAUCUCCCCACCCCUUGGCCAAUGGAGCCCAAGAACAAGCUGUUGCUGCCAGAUAAGGAGGCAAAGCCCGUUCCACUGCCCACCCCAGGCUGCCUGGGAGGCCACCUUCCGUCCUUCCAUCAGGCCAAGUGGAAAACCCUGAGGCCGUGGGAUAGGCUCCCAUUGCCCAUGCCUACAUGGGAGGGUUCAGGCUCUGAUAAAAGACAGUGUGCCCACCCUGUGUCCUCAUCCCUGAGUGCAGACACCUUGGGAAGGGGGUUCCUUGUAGUCCUUGGGUGCCCACCCCUGGUCCCUCAAUAAAGAACUACGAGCAAAUGCUGGUCCUGCAGAGCUGGGUGUGCACAGGGCCCUGCAAGCAUCUGCCUUCCCCCAGGAGGCCACUGCAGCCCAGCCCUUCUGUGCCCUGGGCCCCUCCUCACUGGACCCCCACCCACCACACCACUCUGGGACAGAGGAACCACAUGGGAGGCCAUAGCAUAGAGCCUGUCUGUUUAUAGAUCUCUGCCUGUCUCGUCCGUCUGUCUGUCCACCUGUGUGUAUAUAUCUGUAUAUCUCUAUGGAACAGGGAACAGGAUAGUUGUGUAAAAAUCCAAAAUACAAUUCUGACUAUGAACAA
Saimiri boliviensis boliviensis (Bolivian squirrel monkey) is the source of this 1051-nucleotide messenger RNA. RefSeq lists its product as uncharacterized. The record is from RefSeq and is a predicted model, not a curated record. Lineage: Eukaryota; Metazoa; Chordata; Mammalia; Primates; Cebidae.